AUGUCUGAAAUCAGAUUCAGCAAUCUCACAUGGGAUCAAGUUAUAACACUGAAUCAAGUGUUAGAUGAAGUAAUUCCAGUCCAUGGAAGGGGGCAUUUCCCCACAUUGGAGGUAAAACCAAAAUAUAUCAUUCAUGUUGUGAAAGAUCAACUAAUAGGGCAAGAAAUUAUUGUUAAGCGUACCCGAUUGAAUGGUUCCACAGCCAGCCACAAUGGAAUCAGCUAUAAGGAUCUAGAUAUUAUUUUUGGCGUUGAACUACCAAGUGAUCAGCAAUUUCAGGUUGUUAAGGAUACAGUUCUAGGUUGCCUGCUUGACUUUUUACUGGAAAGUGUUAAAAAGGAAAAGAUCACUCUAAAGACCAUGAAAGCGGCUUAUGUGCAGAAGAUGGUCAAAGUUUGCAAUAAGCAUGAUCGUUGGAGUCUCAUCUCUCUUUCAAAUAAUACUGGGAAGAAUGUAGAGCUAAAAUUUGUGAAUUCACUCAGACGACAAUUUGAGUUUAGUGUAGAUUCCUUUCAAAUUGUUUUGGAUCCCAUGUUAGAAUUCUACAGUGACAAAAAUGCUAAGCUAAACAAAGAAUCCUAUCCUGUUGUGGUAGUUGAAACUAUGUAUGGAAACUUCCAAGAAGCAAUGACACAUUUGCAGUACAAGCUGAUAUCUCGCAGAAAACCUGAAGAGAUUAGAGGUGGUGGCCUUCUGAACUAUAGCAACUUGCUAGAUCAUAAUUUUAAGCCAGCUUGUGAAGCAGAAAUCAAGAUUCUGGAAUGUUAUAUGUGUUCUAGAUUCUUCAUUGAUUUUCCUGAUGUAGCAGAACAGCAAAAGAACAUUGAAUCAUAUCUCCACAACCAUUUCAUAGGUGAAGAAAAUAACAAGUAUAACUACCUUAUGACCUUGUGUGGAGUUGUGAAUGAAAGCACUGUUUGCCUCAUGGGUUACAAGAGAAGACAGACCCUUAAUAUGAUCACCCUUAUGGCUUUAAAAGUACUUGGAGAGCACAAUAGCCUACCCAAUACAAACAAUGUAACUUGCUUUUAUCAGCCUGCUCCAUACUUUGCUGCUGAGGGAGGGUAG
Messenger RNA from Manis javanica (Malayan pangolin), 1068 nucleotides. It is a transcript of the gene TENT5D, whose product is annotated as terminal nucleotidyltransferase 5D. The record is from RefSeq and is a predicted model, not a curated record. Gene Ontology annotation, biological process: mRNA stabilization. Lineage: Eukaryota; Metazoa; Chordata; Mammalia; Pholidota; Manidae. Gene Ontology annotation, molecular function: poly(A) RNA polymerase activity; RNA binding.